This is a messenger RNA of Schistosoma rodhaini, 2194 nucleotides long. The record is from the annotation of a GenBank genome assembly. Lineage: Eukaryota; Metazoa; Platyhelminthes; Trematoda; Strigeidida; Schistosomatidae.
UGGAUAUUGGACAUAACUUCGUUUGUGACAUAAGGCUGUCCUACACCCAAUGCGUACUAUGUAUUAGUUGUGAGGUAUUUUGAAAUGAAGGUCGUUGGUGUAUGGAUGAGUGAUUCUAAAGUAGACAGCAUUGGACUCAAUAGUCUUUUGCACGAGAAGAGAAGUGAUCUUAUAUUUAGAAAGAUCAAUCCGUGUAUUAGUAUAUCAGAACAAGGGCCGUUUGACGUAAUCCUUCACAAAAUACCAGAAUUUUUGAGCGGAGAUUCUAGUAAACGGGGUCAGAAAAUCAUAGAAAGUUUUAUCAACUAUGCGAAAAAUAAUCCUCAUGUUCUGUUCAUAGACUCACCAACGUCACUCAAGUGUUUGGUAACGCGGCUUAAUCAGUUUUCUUUGCUGCAAAACAUUAUACGGGUGUCGGAUAUAAGAAAUGAAAUAUUUGUGCCCAAAUUUUGCCUCUUACCACAAAAAGACCCCACUAAACUAUGUGAGGCUGGUAUUUCUUACCCUAUAGUUUGCAAGUCAUUAAUGGCUCAUGGAAAAGACAGUGUACAUAAGAUAGCUAUUGUUUUCAAUGACUCAGGCCUAGAUCAUUUAACCUAUCCCGUAUUUGUUCAGCAAUUUAUUAAACAUAAUGGAAAAGUUCUUAAAUUAUUUGUAGUUGGUGAUCAUAGUUGUAUUACUGAAGUUCCUUCCAUCAAAAAUCACGACAAAUCUGUAGAUAGAACUCCAAUAUUUUUUCAUUCACAUAGUGUAUCAAAGGAUGGUUGUCAGUCGCCUUUAUCUGAAUUGAGCUCAUUUUCCGACAAACAAACGACAACCCCAUAUGAUGAGUCCCUAUUCAAUAAGUUGGCACAUGAAGUUCGAAAAACGCUCAAAAUUGACUUGUUUGGGAUAGAUCUCAUUUGUGCAACCGAAAAUCCCAUAUCUGAUACUCUCUCGAAAUCAAACAAAUACGCCAUUAUCGAUUUAAAUAUUUUCCCAAUAGAGAUCUGACUGGUGUGGAUCAGAAAUGGUACUUAUAGUUUGUGUUACCCAGUGGAAACAACGAACAAAAAACUUGUGUAGGUCUUUUAUCCGAUGUGUUUUGCGCACGUCUGUAGAAAUGUUUCAGUCUUUAUAGUGAAAGUAAUCGGAUAAACCAAACGUCACCCUUUUAAAAAUAAUAAAUACAAUUAAACAGAAACUAUCAUCCUGUUAAUACGCUUUUUUUUAAACGGAUAAUUAGUUCAUUUUUAACCUGUUUGUAUUUUAUACCAUGUUUUAGGCUACAAGAAUGUGCAUGGGUUCUUAUUUUAUUUAGAGAAUCUAAUCAGGGAAAAACUCUCCUUGCCUUUACUUUCUAAUGAUAGUAACGAUGUCCAGAAAUAACACGAAGUAGUGAUUUUUAUUAUUAUCACGAAUACCUCAUAGCUGUUGCUAAAAUUUGAAGCGAAAUUCAUACUUAUUUUUAUAAGACUUUUGUGAAACUUCAUUUUGAUUUGUUCUUAAAAAAUGGUUUAUAUUGUUUUUCCUUUAUUACUAUGGUCAGAUUUUUUCUACUCUUAUGCAAUAUACUUAUCGCUUUUUACGCUUCCUUUAGCAUUAUUUGACUGUACUACGCAUUAUAUUUAUGUUAAUUGGUACGAAUAAUAUAAGUUGGAACGAGUCCUUCAAAGUUCUUAGUAUAUUGUUUUUUCACUAGACUAAAACUAGUGUAAUUAACUUUCACCGAAAUGUAAUCAAUCCUGAUAUGUAAACAUCGUGCUCAGAAAGAAACUAGUUACGUCUACAUUGAACUAAAUAAUGCUGCAACGAACAAAGGCAAGGUUUUAUUUGUUUGGUUUAAUUUACACAGUGAAACGAUUCAAAAUAAUUGUCUCCAGUGUAAUCUGAACAUCGAUGAACCAAUAUACAUUUUACCACGCACAAACUUUUACAUUCCAAUUAAACUUGACAAUUAUUAGUAACUCAGUGAUGGGAGAAGAAACGAAGAUUAAAUAUGUACUGUCUCAAAUUGUAGUCCUCAACAGUAUGAUUUUCUUCCUUUAAAAAAUAAUGUUACUUGAUUUAUUUGAUACGACAUGUAAGAGAGGUAACCUAAGUAAGAAUUCAAGGAUGUCCAAAAGCAAUAAUUUAAAAAGAUACUACCGUCUCUAGCUGAUAUGUAAAUCAUAUGGCGCAGUAACAGUAUAUAAUUGCAUACCUUGCUUUGACU